Messenger RNA from Acipenser ruthenus (sterlet), 2003 nucleotides. Its product is annotated as transmembrane 6 superfamily member 2. NCBI's taxonomy places the organism in Eukaryota, Metazoa, Chordata, Actinopteri, Acipenseriformes, Acipenseridae. The transcript has 10 exons. Gene Ontology annotation, cellular component: endoplasmic reticulum membrane; endoplasmic reticulum-Golgi intermediate compartment membrane. Gene Ontology annotation, biological process: regulation of lipid metabolic process; lipid homeostasis. Bases 329 to 1267 code for a protein of 312 amino acids. The record is from RefSeq and is a predicted model, not a curated record.
UUCCGGUUUGACUGCAUCGAGUCGUGGCCGUGGACUUUGAUUGGAGAGCUGGCCGGAGAGACGCGACAGCGAGCGUUCUUGCACAACCCUUCAGCGUGAAGUUGCAACCAGCUGCUCCCACAUAACUUUUUGAAUGAACCGAUUGGAGACUGGAGUCAGAACCCCUAAAACACAAUGCACUUUUUAACUUCAGCUUUGUAAAAUUCAAGAGCUUUGUUUCAUUUUUUUUUUCAUUUAUAUAUAUAUUUUUUUCUUCAGAUUGCAUAAAUUUGUUCAACCCCUAUCAUUUGCACUUUCAGAAGCAACACGCCUCCGAAUACUAUUCAAGAUGAAGAUACCGCAACCGGUCUGGGUUUUUAUGCUCUCGCUGUCGGCCAUUCCAAUAACCUACACGGCAAACAACAUCCCUGCUUCUGAAGAUCCCAUCGCUAUACUGGGAAUUGGAGUGGCUGUACUGGUGGUGCUUUUUUUUCUGGUGUGCUUUGCCGCCCGCAGCAAUCCUCCACAAGACCCCCUCUUCUACAUGUUCACUGUUUUCUCGUUCACGUGCGUCAUUGAUCUGAUCAUCUCUCUGGAACAAGACGGCUUCAUCAGCGGCUUCAUGGACUUCUACAUCAAGGAGGGAGAGCCCUACCUGCGCACUCCUUAUGGGAGGAUGAUCUGUUACUGGGACGGCACGGUGCACUACGCUCUGUACCUCAUGAUGGUGACGAGGAUGUCAAAGAGACAGGGCUACCGCAGCGCUGGUCUCUACUGGCUGGGCUCCAUCCUUCUCAGCAUGUUCGUCUUCCUGGCCGGGAACAUAGUCGGUAAAUACGGCUCUGACAUCCGUCCUGCCUUCCUGCUGAACAUCCCCUUCCUCUUCCUGCCAGUGUGGGCGGGGAUGAAAGUGUCUGAGAAGCCCCGGACACUGACGCCCAGAACCGCCGCCGAGGUUGCUGUUGAACAGCAGAAGCUGCCUCAUCAGCGCCCCCUAGAUCUGCUCCUGCUCAUCUUCCUGCUCUCCGCCAUCGCGUACACACUCUUCAGAGGAUUCGUGGCCCUCGAUUGCCCUUUAGAGUCCUGCUUCAACUACAUCUACCAGUACGAGCCCUACCUGAAGGAUCCCGUAGCCUACCCCAAGGUCCAGAUGCUGGUGUAUCUGUUCUAUGCGUUGCCCCUGCUCUGUCUCUUUGUCUACGGGCUGCUGAAGCCUGGUUGCAGCUGGAUGCUGGACUGGACCCUCGUCUUCGCAGGAGCUGUAGCCCAGCCAGUGAUUGAUUAUUAGACAGCUCUCUCCACUCCAGGUUUGUAUGGUCCUGCAGGUUACUGAGCCCAGCCUGGUCAUGCGGAUUCAAGUCUUAGCUGAUCCAGCUUGACUCAAUAUAUGCAACACGUAUGUGUAACAUCGUCAUCCGGGUAUUUUAAUCGCAUUUGGGCCAAACAGUAGUGCUCCAUUGUUCAGUUUUAUUACACGCUCACUAGCUUUGAUCCCACAUCCCAGCAUGGGGACUGCGUCUGCUUUAAUACCAGCACCUCUACUCCGAGUGAGAGCAGGGCUGCUUUGGAGACAGGCCUGCAUGAUCAGAUGACCCUGGCGAAGAAGGAUCUUCGCUUCAUCCAGUUCAUCAUUUUGAGAUUAUUUUACAACCCCCCCUAUUAAGCAUUCCAGUCUAUCAAGGUUCCAGGUUAUAAGCCUGGAAAUUCGAAUGUAACUUUCUCUUUUGCUGCAGUACAGCAUUCAUCCCCCUGGAUGGAACUGUCUCUGAUGCCUAAAAAUAAAAAUAAAUUUGGAAGUGUCAUUUUAGCAAGGUGGGUCUACCUACAAUAGGAGGUUAUAGAUGAUAUAGUUUAGUAAGACACACCUGAGCUUGUUACCUUUACACUGUGGCUAAUGAAGCUCGUAUUCAAAUCUGGACUGGCUGAAACUGCUAUGCAAUAGGAGUCUUAUUCCCGUCUGUCUUCUAGCUCUGAAAGCAUAACAUACAAUCUAAAAACUCACUUUGUUCCUCUUGUCGCUUGCG